Messenger RNA from Fomitopsis serialis, 2509 nucleotides. RefSeq lists its product as uncharacterized. The transcript has 10 exons. Lineage: Eukaryota; Fungi; Basidiomycota; Agaricomycetes; Polyporales; Fomitopsidaceae. The record is from RefSeq and is a predicted model, not a curated record. The coding region runs from base 122 to 2149 and encodes 675 amino acids.
AGAGUCGAGGUUCGCUUUCGCCCGCCACUUCCAUAAACGACGACGGACGACUCGGACGUAGCCUGACUCGGAGACUGAGUGGCACCUACUACUGGCAGCGAUCGACUCGACAUAAAUGACGAUGGAAGAGAGCGUAGUCAAAGGCCUUCCAGCACCUCGGAAGCUCUUGGAUCAUAAGCUCAAACCGACUCGGACAACUCCUAGACCGAAAGUUGCAAUGCUAGUCACCGGUGACUUGGACCCGGGCUCCUUCAAGUUCUUGGACACGCUACACAUUCGUGAAGAAGUGACAUAUAUCACCACCUCUAGCUCGCAAAUCGAAGAUGUUGGCGCCCACGUCGAACGAGCGACGGUCGUCUCCGCCGAAUCGUUUCUGAGACAAUACGAGAGUAAGAGCUAUGAUGCUUUGUUCAUUCCCGGGCAGCAAGGGGAGCCGCAAUGCCAACAGAGCACUUGCUCUACUAUCGUCCAAACACUCUAUGAUGACCAUCGCGAGAUCAUCGCUACUGGUUCAGGUCGAUUGCUUAUCAUAUCCACAGGUCUGACAAGCAGCAGGCGCAUCUCUUCUAUAUCAGUUGAAGUCUCAGGGGGUAGGACACAUUCUAGGGCCCGGGGCAAUACCGACUCGACUCCAGAAAACGACGGGCCACUUUGGGAGGACAUCGAGAUUAUAAGAGACGGUUACCUAUGGACGGCUAGUAGCGCGGAGAAGACAUUGACAUCCCUUGCAUUCUUGUUCAAAGCCGCAUGGAAGGGCGAUAUGGCCUGUUCCGUCUUUCCCGUGCACAGCCGCCGUCCGCUUAGAGACGACGGAGGACAAGACGACACUCCCUCGUCAUCAUCGCCGCCAUCCACCGACGCCGCAACCGAGUUGGCAGAUAAGAUCGCAGAAACCCCUCUAUCAGAAGCAGAAAACUUACCAAGUUCGGUCACUCAGUUCGCCGUCCGCUUGGGCCUCGAAGGUUUCGUAUCCAGCUGCAAUUUGCUCAUGCUCACCUUGCUCUCCGUGUUCCCCGAUAACGCCAAGUUCAAGGUCCUCAUGGAUGCGAUCGACGGACGAGCGCUGGAACUCGUCUGGCAUUACUCCGCGCAGAGACCCGCGCUACCGUGGGACGCCCCAUCCGAAGACGAGAUAGAGAAAUGGGAGAAGGCCAGCCAGAACGCCGAGUGGUACCCAUCUAUCGAAGACCUGGGAGACACCCUCGAAUCUGUCAAAGUUCGCAUGCGGCUUGAUGAUGAGAACUGGACACUACCGCCGUACUCCCUUGCCGGAGCCAUCUCCAUGGCUAUUGACGCAGGUUGGGAGAACGAGGCGCACCUGUGGCUGUCUUCCCUCGUCCGAACUGCGACGCCCGACGUAUGGAGUGCACAACUCGAACACUGGCCGAAAGUUGUCAAGCUUGCCAUAAAUGGAGUGGUUGCCGAAGCGACUGGGCGUAGCAGCGAUGAUGCUGAACGUGACGCCGCCAUCGUAAGACGAGCUCUGUUGUCUUUUCCAGAAACGUCCGCGGCGGUCGAAGAACAGCGACACUCAAUCGCUCAGAGGGUUUCCCUCGCUCCUCUGCCGUCGCUUCUUCCAAUGCUGGAUGUCCUGAAAUGGGAUCAAGAUGAGAAGCUUCUGAAGCCACCGGCGUCGCCUUCUGCGAUCCACAAGGCGGAAGUACGGCUCGGCGUGCAGCUUCCGGAGGAUUACAAACAAUUCCUCCAGCUCUCUAACGGCCUCGGACCCACAACCGUCAAUAGGCCCGGUCUCAAGCCCGUAGAGCAGCUGCUCUGGGAGGACCCGGACAGACUUGGCCUCGAGUGGUUCCACGUCGACCUAGGGUGCAACGUCCAUUCAUCACCGAACGUGAAACUGCCGAAGCCCGGGCGCGUUUUGAUGCUCUCGGAUGACCACAGUGAAGAGUCAAUGUGGCUUGUUGAGCCCGGCUUCGUGUCUGAGGCUAUACAUGCCCUCAAGGGUCACGAUCAAUCGGAUGAUGCGUUAGAUCCAUCAGGAUGGCGACUAGUCGUAUUCAUUGCGUGGAGCCCAGAAAUCAUAUGGCCUAAGAGCUUCCGUGCAUACAUCGAAGACCUUGCCAAAGAUGCGCACCGGAAAGCGGGAGCCAUGCCGGUGUUCGAGCACGAGACACUUCAGAGCCGCCUAUGAACAUGCUAUCUCACUUGUGAAUGUUAACUACUUAUUGAGUCAUCCAUCUGACCUUGCAUUGAUGUUCUAUUAGCAACAUUCCGAGACUGCAUCGGAGGAAAGGUUUUGUGGCGAGGUUCGAACGACUUGCAUGAGGUCAAUCCUCGCCUAAGGACUUGCCCGUAUACUCAUCUAGCGUCCGGUCAUCGAAUAUUACAUCACAUUCAGAGAUGUCCCGUCGCGAAGGUCCUGGCACUACCAGGACGGGUUCCCGGUGAUGAUUCUCAGACAUGUACUCGGCAGCAUGGAAAGUGCAUUGAGGCCAAGGAGCCCGAAUCAGUGCACCAGCCGCCCGACAUUCUCACACUAAGACACAGCCGC